Molecule: messenger RNA, 3327 nt
Organism: Plasmodium adleri (nom. inval.)
Lineage: Eukaryota; Apicomplexa; Aconoidasida; Haemosporida; Plasmodiidae
Product: initiation factor 2 subunit family, putative
Exons: 1
Coding region: 1-3327 (1108 amino acids)
Source: RefSeq, a predicted model, not a curated record
AUGGAUGACAAAUCCUAUUCAACCUUUGCCAAGAGAAAAAAAAAAAAGGUGAAUGGAAAAAUAAAUAAAGAGAAAUUUAAAAAGAAUAUUAUAAAGAAUGAUAAGUAUGUAAAAGUAUCAACAUUAAAUAAAAAUAUUAGUAAGAAAACUUUUUUACAUACUUUAUUUAAAAGUUUUAUUAAGCCAUAUAAUGAGAGGAAUACAGCAUUUUACUCUAUUUUAUGUAUUAUAAAUAAUAUUUAUAAAUGUACUUAUUUUAAUGAACAUCGGUGUUUUAUUUGUAAAUCUUUAUAUGAAGACACAUCGAAGCAAUUAGAAGAAAAAAAAAAUAUUUAUUAUUAUUAUAGUAGCGAUGGGGAUGAUAAUAAUUUCCCUUACAAUAUAUAUUAUAAUAUAAGAAAAAUAAAUUUAAAUGAAUCCAAUAAAACUUCUAAAAAUAGUUCAAAUAGCAAUAAAAUUAUUGUAACAGCAAAUAAAAAUAAUGCAAAGACAUUGAACAGUUUCUUAUUAAAUGAAUGUCCUCUUUUUAGUGACACGAGUAAUUUGGAAUACGCUGAUGAAGAGAGAAAGAAAAAUGAUGGUGCCACAGAAGAUUAUGAUGAAAGUAAAGAAAAUGUAAAAAAUAUGACAAAUGUGGAAAAUUGUAAUAAGGUUAAAAUGAAUGUAACUUUGAGACAUUUUAGUAAUAGUAAUAAAAGUAACAACAUAAAUAAUAAUAAUAAUAAUAAUAAUAAUAAAAGCCAAAACAUAAAUAAUAAUAAUAAUAAUAAUAAUAGUGAGAACCAACUAUGUGCCUGCCCAGUACAAAAUUUUGUUAAUGUAAAAUUAAAUUUUACUAAUUCAAAUCAAUACCAUUUUUUAUCACAUGAAAAAAGUAAUUUUGUAGAUAUAUAUAAUUUUAAAGUGUUUGAUAAAAUAAGUAUGUAUGAUAAGAUAUUAUUAGAUCUUAAUCAAAAUGAGAUUCAUCCGAAUAUAUUAAGGACAGGAAUAUUUUUUAAUAAAUGUUCAAUAACUACACAUAAUCAUAGGAACGUGGAUUUGCUUACAGCUUUAAAAUCAUUUAUUAAAGAUUAUACAUUACCCCCAUAUGAGCCUAUAAAUAAACAUAUGAAAAUUGUAAUAGAUAAAGAAAUAAAUUAUAUUAUUAUGUGUAAAAAACAUAGUGUUAGUAUGGGAGAAGUUAUAAGAUGGUUUAAAAAUAUGAUAUCUGAACAUAUAGGGAAAAAUGUUCUAGAAGAGACUAAAGAAAUUAUAACAAAUAAUAUUAACAAUUAUAUUAGAACAAAAAUAGUUAUACCUUCAAUAAAUAUAUCUAAUUAUGUAUCAAAUCACAUUAUAGAGAAUAAUGAUGUUAUUUUAAUAUAUACAUUUGAUUAUGAUAUAUAUCUUUCAAUAUUAAAAGCAAAAAGAAAUGGGAAAAACUUUGAAAUAAUUUUAGUUGAUUCAGAACCUUAUAAAAAUUCUUAUAAUAUAAAAUUAUAUACCAAAUUAGGAAUAUCAGUUACUUAUACCUUAAUUGGUGGCUUAUUUUAUAAUAUUAGAAGAUGUACAAAAGUGUUAUUAGGUAUUGAUGCAAUUAUACAUAAUAGCGUUUAUGGGCAUGUAGGUACUAGUAUCAUUUGUAUGAUGUCUAAUAUAAAUAAUGUAGAUGUAUAUAUUGUUUGUGAAACUUAUAAAAUAAGUAAUAAAAUACUUAUUGAUAGUUUCAGUAUGAAUAAUAUAAAUAAUAAUCUAGAUAUAUAUGAUUAUAUGUAUAUGCAUCAUUAUCAUCAUCAUUCUAAUCCCCAUAAAUGUGAUCAUAAGUGUAAUAAAAAUGUAGAGGGAGGUACCAACUUUAAUAAAAAAUUAAAUAACUUUAUACAUUCUUAUUCUGAUAUAAAGACAAACAAUAUUUUAUUUAAUAAUAUAAAUACAAAAUAUAAAAAACCGACCGUUAGAUAUGUUUCGACCUCCGUAUCUGCUAUUGCAUUGAAAAAAAAAGCAGUAACUAAAAAGAAAAAAAAGAAAAAGGAAGAAUGGGAAGGGGAUGAAGUUAGGGCAGUAAAUGAGGACAAGAAAGUUAAAGACUUGAAUGAUGUGAAGAAGGAAGACGUGAAAAAGGAAGAUGUAAAAAAUGAAGAUGUAAAAAAUGAAGAUGUAAAAAAUGAAGAUGUAAAAAAUGAAGAUGUAAAAAAUGAAGAUGUAAAAAAUGAAGAUGUAAAAAAUGUGAAAGAGGUAAAAAAAAUGAACGACAUAAAAGAACAAAGAGAGCAACUUGAGGAUGAAUUAAAAAGUUCAAACAAAACUUUAUUUAACAAAUGUACUGCCUCUUUAGAAGACCAAACGAGAGAAAAUCUAAAAGAAAAGGAAUCACAAAAAUUAUAUAUUAAAUACUCAAAUGAGCGAAUUACUAAUGAAAUGAAAAUGCAAUAUGAAAGUAAGAUAGAACAUUGUGAUAAUUACAAAUCAUCUUCUUAUACACGUCAUAUAGAAACAACCAAAUUACAUGAAUCUACAGAUACAUUAGUAAAAUGCGAAAAUGCUACUAAUAAUAGCGAAUCAAAUAUAACAUGCUUUACUAAAAACGUUAAAGAAGAAAAAACAAAUAUAACAGAUGUACAAGAAAAACAUGUUUGUCAAAUGAAUAACAUAAAUGAUGUAGAAAUGGAAAAAAAAAAGUUGAAAACAAAAGAAGAAAAAAUAUCCUUAAAUUAUGUUAAAGAAGUUAACACUGUUAGUAGUAAUAGUACAUUUACUACUGGAUCAACAAAAAGUAUCUUAAAACAACAAACAUAUUUAUCUCAUGAAAUAAAAAAUGAAAAAACUAUGGUAAAGAUCAAUUAUAAAAAUAUAUCUCAAACUAUAUCAUCUGAUAAUAAUAAUAAUAAUAAUAAUAAUAAUAGUAAAGUGAUUAAUAAAAAAAAUAAGGUAUUUUUUAAUUUAAAGAAUGAUAGAAAUAAUUUUGAACAAAGUACGUAUUCCUUAAAUUUCAAAAAUCAUUUUGAUAUUAAAUCAAGUAAUAUAAAUACAUCAACAGAUCAAAAUAUCAAUGAAAGUGAUAAGGAUCAAAUGUGCUGUAAUGAUAUUUGCCAUUCCAUCUGUAAGUCUAUUGGAAAUGUGAAUAUAAAAAAUGUUUGUACUGAUAAACAUAAUGAUACUAAUUUAUUUACAUCUGUAUUCUCACAUAUAAAUAAAAUUAAUUCAAAUAAUGAUAAAUCUUUUUAUGUAGCAAAUAUAUGUAAUGAUGUUACCCCUCUCAAAUAUAUUAAUUAUAUUGUGACCGAAGUGGGUCUUUAUACAAGUUCAAAUAAAAAUGCUUUAAAUGCUUUUAUUCAUAAUAAUAUAUAA